Molecule: messenger RNA, 1960 nt
Organism: Radiomyces spectabilis
Lineage: Eukaryota; Fungi; Mucoromycota; Mucoromycetes; Mucorales; Radiomycetaceae
Exons: 4
Coding region: 139-1548 (469 amino acids)
Biological process (GO): regulation of transcription by RNA polymerase II
Molecular function (GO): DNA-binding transcription factor activity, RNA polymerase II-specific; RNA polymerase II cis-regulatory region sequence-specific DNA binding
Source: RefSeq, a predicted model, not a curated record
CGACAAUACUUAUUUGGUGGUUGAAAAAAAAAAAGUGGUUUGUUGACUGACCUCGUUCGUUGCAGCUCGGAGCCACCUUUGAAAAAUACCGAAAAAAAAGUUAUAUCGUUACGUUACCCUGGAGUUGGACAUUUCCGAAUGAUUGAAACCGACAAUAACGAUGGCACCACAGCAGGGAUCGCCACUUCCCUUGUUGAAAGCACUGCUCCCGCGGCUAUUCCUGCUGGCAUGUCGAAUAGCACUCCCAUGGCAUCGCUGCCUCUGAAUUCAAGCUCCAAACUGGAUCAAGAGCCUAAUCCGUUUGAACAAAGUUUUUCGGGAGCCACCGUUACGCUUUCUGAUGAUAAUAAGGCUUCGCAACAACCCGAAACGCCUAACAAACCUGUGCUGCCGCCGGUCGCAGCAAUCACCAGUCCCGCCGUCCAUCCGCUCUUGGGCGGGGGACGAGUCUUACCAAAAGAAGUGGCGAAUCAAUUCGCUUGGGACUCCCUGCGCACUGGUCCGUUAUCGCCGUCGAUGCUUCAAGGCCCCGCCAAUCCAGACGAUUACAAUGGAUACAAUGGUGGUCACUUGAAAAAACCCGCAACUAGUUCACACCUUUCUCAAGGCAUAUCCUCGGCCGCAUUUAUCAAUCAGAUAUCAGAACCUACAGCCGCGCAUCCAUACCAAACAAAGGAAAUGUAUGUGCAACCUUCACCGAUCAAGGUUGAAAAUGAUCCAACCCAGAAUAUGGAUAUGUAUAUGCAUACCAUGACAACACAACAGACCAAGCCAGUUGAAACACAAAGAUCUGGAUCAUUAUCAUCGGCUACGAGUCAACAUGAUACGACGGCUACUGCAAGUCGUAGAACCGCCUCUCAAAAGAACAACGCUCCCGCAAAAGAUAAUGAAUCGUCCAAUAAGCGGAAGAGAAUGACAUCCAAAGAGAAGACGCCCGAAGACGAUGAGAAGCGGAAGAAUUUCCUCGAGCGCAAUCGAAUAGCUGCAUUAAAAUGUCGUCAACGAAAGAAACAGUGGCUGAAUAAUCUUCAAUCCAAGGUGGAGUAUCUGAGCAACGACAACGAACGGUUGCAGAUGCAGACGGAAGCAUUGAGAGAGGAAAUUGUGAAUCUGAAAACUUUAUUGUUGGCCCACAAAGACUGUCCUGUCGCUCAGGCCAACGGCUUUCAUCCUGCGGCUGUUCAAAAGCCCAUGCCGGCCAUGAUGAUGCGACCUCAGUAUCCUCAGCAGCCUCCUCCAGGAUACCCGGCAAAUAAUCAAAUGCUUCCCUCUCGUUCUCCCACCUCCUCUACUCACGUCACAUCCAUGGGCCCUCCUGCAUCUCAAUUUCCGCAUACCAAUAUGGUGAAUAUGCCACCCCAUCCUCAAUCUCAGCUUCCUCAACGGCAUCCUCUGCCAGCACCUGCAUCCCACCAACAACCACAACCACAGCAACCACAACGACAACAACGGCAGUCGCCUCAUCACUCAUCGUCCUCAGUACCACCACCGCCUCAUCAACACAGUAUGAUGGCAGGAGGCGCGUCAUCAGGCAUGUUGCGGUUCUAAAAAUCAACUUUGUGUUCUUUCUGUGUGUAUGGUACUGUUUUUCCCUUACCUUCUUAUUUUGCAAUCGUUUCCCUCUCAUUUUUUCUUUCCUUUUUUUUCUGUUUGUAUGUAUUGUCAAAACUAGCCCUUGUCUUUUUUUUUUCUCUUGUUCCUUUUACUCUCUCAUAUAGUAUGCAGUAUAUUUCUGUUUCUUAUAGCGGGUUUUUCCCUCGAUCUAAUAUAGUAUACUGAUCUGUUGUGCUGCGAUCAAUUCAUGAUUACUGUUUUUCACUCGUUAUAAACGUCUAUUUGACUGCUUACUUGCACAUUGAUCAGUAACUAGGAGAAAAAAAGGAUCGUUUGGCUAUUAUUGUCUAUUGCGUACAAUGAAACAAUCGUGCAAUUUUUUUUUUUUUUUUUUUUUUUGCAAAAA